AUGGCCUCACCGCAGAACAAUGCCCCAAUUAGCACCACGAGACUAAAGCAGAUCGCGAUGGACGCUUGCCAAAGCGCCAUCGGUAGUGCGGAGUUCUACGAGCAUUCAAAAGUCGAAGGUUGGAACGCCACCAUCAUCAACUCGAUCCUCCGAGCUGUCAUAUCCGAAUCGACACCCUCCGGCUCCCAGACUCCAGCCCACAAAUACGUGGUCAACAGCACCAUCGUGCAGCACCUAGUGCCGACCUCGGCGCUUAACAAGCCCAAAGGCGGCAGCGAGGUGAAAGCCGAAAGCCCGCGUAUUAGUACGAGCGACGGCGGCAACGCGACGGCCACGGACGGGAAGCCGCACGUCGGUCGGCGCGGUAUGCACUCGGCCACCCAAGCCUUCUGGAACGAGAAGACGGAUGGCAUGUGGAGCUUCAAGUACGACGGCGGCGAGGGCAAGGGCUUGGAUGUUGUUAUUAGCGUCAUCUGGGUCGGGAUAUGA
Messenger RNA from Daldinia childiae, 489 nucleotides. RefSeq names its product putative dynein light chain protein. Gene Ontology annotation, biological process: microtubule-based movement. Gene Ontology annotation, molecular function: dynein intermediate chain binding. The coding region runs from base 1 to 489 and encodes 162 amino acids. Gene Ontology annotation, cellular component: cytoplasm; cytoplasmic dynein complex. NCBI's taxonomy places the organism in Eukaryota, Fungi, Ascomycota, Sordariomycetes, Xylariales, Hypoxylaceae. The record is from RefSeq and is a predicted model, not a curated record. The transcript has 4 exons.